Messenger RNA from Acomys russatus (golden spiny mouse), 5681 nucleotides. It is a transcript of the gene Zcchc2, whose product is annotated as zinc finger CCHC-type containing 2. Gene Ontology annotation, molecular function: phosphatidylinositol binding; nucleic acid binding; zinc ion binding. The transcript has 14 exons. Lineage: Eukaryota; Metazoa; Chordata; Mammalia; Rodentia; Muridae. The coding region runs from base 47 to 3565 and encodes 1172 amino acids. The record is from RefSeq and is a predicted model, not a curated record.
CCGCCCCCGCUCCCUCGCUCGUAUGUCCGCGCCGCCUUAGCCGAGGAUGCUGAGGAUGAAGCUGCCGCCUAAGUCGACGCACCCCAGCGAGCCGCCGCCCGACGCGGAGGAGCCCGAGGCGGACUCGCGGCCCGGCGCAAAGGCGCCGCCGCGCCGCCGCCGCGACUGCCGCCCGCCGCCGCCGCCCACGGGCCCGCCGCGGGUCCCCCGGCCGCUGCCGCCGUCGCCGCCCCGGGGGCUCGAGCCGCCUGUUGCUGGCGGGCCGACGGCGGGCGCGGGCAUGCCGGGCGACGGCGGGCACGCGGCGGCGGCGGCGCUGCGCGAACAGGAGCGGGUGUACGAGUGGUUCGGGCUGGUGCUGGGCUCGGCACAGCGCCUGGAGUUCAUGUGCGGGCUGCUGGACCUGUGCAACCCGCUGGAGCUGCGCUUUCUCGGCUCGUGCCUGGAGGACUUGGCGCGCAAGGACUACCACUACCUGCGCGACUCGGAGGCCAAGGCCAACGGCCUCUCGGACCCAGGGUCGCUGGCCGACUUCCGAGAGCCCGCCGUGCGCUCGCGCCUCAUCGUUUACCUGGCGCUGCUGGGCUCGGAGAACAGGGAGGCCGCCGGCCGCCUGCACCGCCUCCUGCCCCAGGUGGACGCAGUGCUCAGGAGCCUGCGCGCGACUCGGGCCGAGGGCUCCCGGGGCAGCGCGGAGGACGAGCCGGUUGGCGAUGGCGAGCAGGACGCGGAGAAGGACGGCCUCGGCCCGGAAGGCGGCGGCAGCGGAUGCGCCGAGCUCGGAACUGGAGGCGGGCUCGGCUUCAGGGCCCAGGAGGAACUGCUGCUGCUCUUCACCAUGGCUUCGCUGCACCCGGCUUUCUCCUUCCACCAGCGGGUCACCCUGAGGGAGCACUUGGAGAAGCUCCGCGGCGCGCUCCGGGUGGAGCCCGAGGACGCGGAGGAGGUGGAGCAGUGCAACUUUGCGGGCUCCAGUGCCCAGAAUGACUCUGCUUGUGGUGAUUAUAUACAGAGUAAUGAGACUGGGUUAGUAGAACAAGCCCCAAUACCUCAAGAUGGACUCACUGUGGCCCCUCACAGAGCUCAGCGAGAAGCUGUACACAUUGAGAAGAUAAUGUUGAAAGGAGUCCCGAGAAAAAGGGCUGACAAAUAUUGGGAGUACACUUUCAAAGUAAAUUGGUCUGACCUUUCAGUCACAACAGUAACAAAAACCCACCAAGAGCUACAGGAAUUUCUACUGAAGCUUCCAAAGGAAUUGUCGUCUGAGACUUUUGACAAGACCAUCUUAAGAGCCCUGAAUCAGGGUUCUUUAAAAAGGGAAGAGCGGCGACACCCUGACCUGGAACCCAUCCUAAGGCAGCUAUUUUCCACUUCGUCCCAGGCUUUUCUUCAGAGUCAGAAAGUACGCAGCUUUUUUCGGUCAAUAUCAUCGGAGUCUCAACACAGUCUCAAUAACUUACAGUCCUCUCUGAAGACUUCUAAGAUAUUAGAACACUUAAAAGAAGACAGCUCAGAAGCUUCAAGUCAAGAAGAAGAUGUGUUACAGCACACCAUAAUCCACAAGAAACAUGCUGGGGAAAGUCCCGCUGUGAACAGUGUUGGUACGAACUGUUCUCCAUUGGAUGGGCUUACCAUGCAGUAUGCAGAACAGAAUGGAAUUGUGGAUUGGAGGAACCAAAGCUGUACCACCAUCCAGCACUCAGAACACUGUGUGACCUCAGCUGACCAACACUCUGCUGAAAAACGGAGCUUAUCUUCAGUAAAUAAGAAGAAAGGGAAGCCACAAAUAGAAAAGGAGAAAAAUAAGAAAACAGAGAACAGACUGAACAAUAGAAUAAACGGCAUUAGACUUUCUGCUCCCCAGCAUGCUCUUGGCAGUACUGUGAAAGAUAUGAAUUUGGACAUUGGAUCUGGACAUGACACAUGUGGAGAAACGUCUUCAGAGAGUUACAGUUCUCCGUCUAGUCCACGCCAUGAUGGAAGAGAAAGCUUUGAAAGUGAAGAAGAAAAGGACAGAGACACAGACAGCAAUUCUGAAGAUUCUGGAAAUCCAUCCUCAGCCAGGUUUACAGGCUAUGGCUCGGUCAACCAGACUGUCACUGUCAAGCCGCCUGUUCAGAUUGUCUCACUGGGAAGCGAGAGUGGAAACCUUUUAGAAGCUCCAUUGACCUCACACAAGUAUCCACAUAUCCCCUUUAUGCCAGCUCUACACUGUGUCAUGCACAAUGGUGCCCAGAAGUCGGAAGUCGUCAUUCCUUCACCCAAAUCUGCAGAUGGCAAAACAAUAGGGAUGCUUGUCCCUAACCCUGUGGCUAUUUCUACAGUGAUGGAGUCUACAAAUUCAAACCCUGUUGGGAUCCUAGGCCCAGCAGCUUCCGGAGAGUCAGAGAAACACCUGGAAUUGUUGGCGUCCCCUUUACCUAUUCCAUCAACCUUCCUUCCACACAGUAGUACUCCUGCUUUGCAGCUAACAUUGCAGAGGCUAAAAUUGCCACCACAAGGAUCGUCUGAGAGUUGCACAGUUAAUAUUCCACAACAAGCAACUGGAAGUCUGAGCAUCGGAUCACCAAACACUGCCUUUAUUCCUGUUCAUAGCCCAGGUAGUUUCCCAGGCUCUCCUGUGGCUGCCACGGACCCCAUCACAAAGUCUACAUCCCAAGUGGUAGGACUAAAUCAAAUGGUGCCUCAGAUUGAGGGAAACACAGGGACCGUCCCUCAGCCGACCAAUGUGAAGGUAGUUCUUCCAGCAGCUGGCCUCUCAGCUGCACAGCCACCAGCUUCCUACACCUUUCCAGGCUCACCCCUUGCUGCCAGUGUGCUACCCACCCAGAAUUCCAAUGUGCUCAACACAGCCACUUCUGCACAGCCAGCAAGUACAGGCAUCAGUCAAGCCCAAGCCACAGUUCCUCCUGCUGUUCCUACCCACACCCCAGGCCCUGCCCCAAGCCCCAGCCCUGCCUUGACACACAGUACUGCACAGAGCGACAGCACAUCUUACAUCAGUGCUGCCGGGAACACGAACGCUAAUGGGACCAUAGUGCCACCACAGCAGAUGGGGCCCUGUGGUUCUUGUGGGCGAAGGUGCAACUGUGGGACCAGUGGAAAUCUUCAGCUAAAUAGUUACUAUUAUCCCAAUCCAAUGCCUGGACCAAUGUACCGAGUCCCAUCAUUCUUCACUCUGCCAUCCAUUUGCAAUGGCAGCUACCUCAGCCAAGCACAUCAGAGCAAUGGAAACCAACUUCCUUUUUUUCUGCCUCAGACUCCAUAUGCAAAUGGCCUGGUACAUGACCCAGUCAUGGGGAGCCAAGCCAGCUAUGGCAUGCAGCAGAUGGCAGGAUUUGGGAGAUUGUAUCCCGUAUACCCAGCACCCAGUGUAGUUGCCAACACCAGUGGUUCUGGGCCCAAGAAGAAUGGGAAUGUCUCAUGUUACAAUUGUGGUGUGAGCGGACACUAUGCACAGGACUGUAAGCAGUCGUCCAUGGAGGCCAAUCAACAAGGCACUUACAGACUGAGAUACGCACCUCCCCUCCCCCCUUCUAAUGAUACGUUGGAUUCUGCAGACUGACCAGAGUAAAGCUUGCCUACUUAAUGCACUCACGUGUGGGGAGUCAUGGGGUGUGGAGGGGAGGAAAGGAAAGGUAUUUGUUUCUUUGUCUGUACAUUUCCUAAAUUUCUAUGCAGUUGGGAGUUUUCAUUUCUCUUUUACCUAUGUCUACAAUAAGAAUGAAUGCUAUGCUCCUGAGCCGCUGGUCUCCUGGCUCAACAGCAGGCUUCCGUGUAUGAUACAUGUAACUUAAACUUCAGACAAACUCUCAAACAGAAGACAUUGAUGUGUGCUUUUUUACACUGAAUACUUGCUGUGUGCAAUGUUUACUGAAUCUUUAAACUGUGUAUUUGACCUUAUUUGUUUUCACAACACUGGUAACAGUCGUAUGGUUUGGGGAAAAAAAAAGCAGCUUGCUUCUUCCUGGCUUUCUCACAUUCACCCUGAACCACAUGUGUCUUGCCAGCCGCCUUCUUUCCGUGGCCUGCGGUGGCAGUGAUCAGCAGGCCUUGUGGCACUUCUCUAACUUGCUCUGUGUGUGAACCAAGGGCAACAGGUUUCACCAUAAAUUUUAGAAGUCAGAUUCCCAAGAAGUAUGUAUAUAUAUCACAAAAACAUCACGUAAAUACAUUAUGCAGCACUUGUCCAAAUAACAUGAAAACAGUGGGAGAGAGGAAGUAAGACCUCGGGAGCCAGGAAACGGACACACAGGCUUUCCGUGAGAGGACAACUCACCUCCCAUCACACUUUUGUAGCCUGUUGCUUCAGAGAGACGCAACGUGAACUCACUGGUGUGAAUGUUGUUCUCUGUGUGCUUAUGUCUGUGAUGACAGUCAACAGCCAGUUCUACUUGUUGUCACCCACAGUGCCCUACCAGACACACUUACAUCAUCUGUGCUACACCAGCUGUUACAGUGUUGCAUUGUGUUUACAAGUGUAAAGCUGUGGGUUUCUACAAAAGCCAGGGAUGUGCUCCCUAAGCUGUGUCUCAUAGCAAAGUCACUUUUAUAACCGUUUACCACUAUGCUUGAUGACCGGGUGAAAGGCUGAGUUCUGCGUGUGAGGAGAUGGUAUUAAUCAUGUCGGUGUCGUGUCACUAAGUUUAAUGCUGCUGGGGUUGUUUUGUUUUGUUGUUUUGUUUUAAUUUUUAAAGCCAAUCUAUGUACUAAAUUGCUUCCAGGUAAUUUUUUUAUUUCCUGAAGUGCACUGAGGUUAUCUGGAAGGUUGGAUGUCUCUCCAGUGACUGCCGCAUUCAACAGCAAUGAACAAGUACCACCAUAUAUUAUAGGCCUAAGGGCUGGGAGGGUAUAGAGCAGAAACAGCCGGCCACUGCUGUGGGGAGUAUAGUUGGUGCACAGCAGAGGCACGGAAAUGUUGGCUCUGGGUUCCGAAACCUGACAUUGUGAGACAGAGAAAAACUUGAAGAAAAAAGUUAGUUCAACACUUCAAAAGUAGCAAUUCUAUUUAUAGCACCACUGUACAUUCUGAGACCUUCAGGGGUAGGACCUCUGGGGAGAGGGGGGAGUGACGGGGUAGACAGAAGCUUUAAUUUAGAAAGAAACAGUUCAAGUAAAGGAAAUUAUUUUGAUUAAAUAUAUUUUAUUUGACCUGGGUAUUUUUGGACCACAUUAUUAAAUUGUUAAGCUGCAGUUGAGUUGUUCAGGGGAGAGUAUUGAUAAGCCUUGUACAGGUGCAUUGUGACUCACUUGCCAGAUGUACUUUAUGGAGCUUAUUUUAUGAUUUCAAAUACUGUACUGUACAUAGGAGGUAUGUUACCUUCUCCUUAUUUGUAUGUUUACCAUAUACUUUGAUAUUUGAAAUGUUAUGUACUGGAAAGGCCACUUAUAUUUCUAGAACAGAUUGGAUUUUAUGCAACAUUUUUUCCUUGAAUUAACAGCAAUAAAAAAUGAAAAACAGCCUAAGAAUUUUGCCUUAUUUCAGGUUUUAUAAAAUUGCAAGUGGGCUUUCAUGGUAAUUUUUCUUUUAAGGCGUCAAUUCAUUUUCCUCUUUACAUGGGCAGUGUCUCCCAGUGUGACUUACCACCUGAAUGUUCUAAAGCCUUACCCUGGUGUAGGUCAUCUGUGUAGCCUCCAAAGAAAGGGAAGACGGAAUGGCCAAGACCAUCUUUAUAAACAGC